AUGUAUCACCCAGCAGAGCUGUACUCUGGCCGUAACACAUGGGACUCCUAUCCAGCUGGAGGACCUAACAGAGGACAAUGGGCUCCUGUGAACAGUCGCGUCUGGAGCCACACAAACAGAUGCCAGGGAGGGCGCAAUCAAUCACAUCAUCCACUAUCAAGUCGUUUUUAUAAUAGGGGGGAGAGAACAGUUAACCAUGUUCAGGACAAAGGUAUCUCAAAGGGGCACAGGCAGCAUCUACGUCUCUGGGAUGGUAAAGAGCAGCUGUUUGAUGCCCAGAGCUGGCAUCACAACUCCACACGCUCAUUCCACAACCGAACUGCCACCAACAACGGUUACCUAACAGGACCCGGCGAGCGCUACACAUCCUGGGACAACAACCUCAGCAACUCUGUGCAUGGGGGUCCUCGUCUGCAUCGCAACAACAGAGAACUCCAGUCCCCACCAGAGAGAUGGGCCCCCACAGACUGCCGCAGGAGCUUCCCAGGCAGAUUGAUAAACAACAGGCCGGGCCCCUGGAAACGGCCAGCCCUCCAUCAGCGGCGAGACCAAUUACACCAGCACAGUCCACCCCCACAGCACCCCUUAUCCCCAAGGGAGGAGUGUCCUGCUAAGAGGAGGAGAGACUCUGGCCCUGAUCAGGAUCAAGGCAUUUACCUUUACUUGCCCACGCCCCAUCACCACCUCGCCACCACCGCUGCAACCAAGAUGACUGGAGGCCUCUUAAUGACAGGGCGGGUCCUUGCCACCACUCUGACCACAGGACCUCAACAACACAGCAACAGCCACCAAAACCAUCAUUACCACUAUCAGCGGCACACAGGCCACCCCAGAGCCCUACAGCACAACCCCCCACUACACCCUCUGGAGGAGAAGGACCCACGGAGCCAUCACCACAAACAAAGCACAUCUCUUCCCAGGAACACAAGCCCCAAUCAGACCAGCAAGAAACCCACCGUCGUCUCAUCCCGAUCAGGAGACGGACCAAAAGAAAAGCCUGAUGAAACCCUCCCUUCACUUUUGUUCAAAGCCUUAGCACCACUCAGUACAGCAUGCUCUGUCAGCUUAGAGCGGCCCGUCCACGGCAAAGACAGAAGCCAGGGAGGAGUUCUCAACGCUCCAGAUCUCCAGCCUGUGGCUGUGAUGGGAAAUCUGAGGGAAAUGGGAGACAACCUUGCAAACACUCCACCUGUCCUGAGCUGGCAGGGAUCUCCAGUAUCAGUUCUGGGAGAGGAUGAGGAGGAGCUAGAAAAGGGAGUGAUAAGUAGACCUGUCCUGCAGCCCAGCCCCACCCAGUGCUUUUCUCCUCCUCCUGUAGACAACGACAGCAUUGAAAAUUUGAAUAAGGAGCCUUGUGAAAGUAUUCUGGCUGAUUAUUCCCACAACGACAGGUCUGAAGUCUGUGAUCCGCCCUCUACAGCUGAACAAGUUGCUGAGGAAGAAAAGGAAGACGACGUGGACAGCAGUGGGGAAACUUCUGGCUCUCUUCUUCGUGAGCUUCGCCACCAUAAAGCGGGGUUGGAUGAUGUCUUCAAGAGCCUGGCCACCUUCCUCGGAGGCCAGAGGGUCUCGUGUCGAGGCGGACCGUUUGGCGGGCCCCCUGCUGUCACUGCAGGAGGGGUGAAGUACUCUUCUUCUCUUGCGGAGAUCCACUGUCAUGAGCAUCACGACUUCUCCCCCAACUCAGAUCCCACUGCAUCGUCUACACCCAGUAAUCAAUCACCUACUCACACUACCUCAGACACACGUUUGAAAUCCCACAGUCUGACGGAUCUGAGUGAACCCGGUGUGGACACCCUGGUGCAGCAGAAGCAGGAAGAGACAGAGGAUGAUAUGAAAGCAAAACAAGAGGCAAGUAAACCUCCCUGCUCAUUGGCUCCGGUCGAUCCACUGAAACUGAAAGCGCUGUCCAUGGGCUUGUGUAAGGAGCUAAAGAUCCUCUUGAUUAAAGUGGAGAGUGCUGGAAGACAAACGUUCAACAUAUCAGAGGUGGAGGAGCAAAGAAUCCCACUUUCCAAGAUCAACAUCGAAAACACGGCAACUGAAGUGAUCAGAGCCUGCAAGUGGACGAGGGUGAAGGGGAAAUUCAAGGAGUCGUACCUGCUGCCCACUUUCUCUGUUAAACCUAACAUUGCCAUCAAGACCCCCAUUCCUCGAGAAAAGCUUAACCCUCCAACACCAAGUAUCUAUUUGGAGAGCAAGAGGGACGCCUUCUCUCCAGUUCUGCUUCAGUUCUGCACUGAUCCCAAAAAUGCUGUUACUGUCAUCAGAGGACUUGCUGGCUCCCUCCGCCUUAACCUUGGUCUGUUCUCCACCAAAUCUCUGGUGGAGGCCAACGCGGACCAUGCAGUGGAGGUAAGGACUCAGGUUCAGCAGCCGGCCGAUGAGAACUGGGAUCCCAGUGGCUCAGCGCAGACGUGGCCGUGUGAAAGCAGUCGCUCACACACCACCAUCGCCAAAUACGCCCAGUACCAGGCGUCCAGCUUCCAGGAGAGCCUGCAGGAGGAGAAGGAGAGUGAGAAUGAAGAGGAAGGAGAGCAGACCGAGACCUCAGACCCAGCAGCCCCUGCAAAAGCCGGUCUGACGUUAGCCAACAGUAAAGGAAGUCCCACCUCGGCUUCCGUUAAAGCCAGUUCUGCUCCCGUCCUCAGUAAAGCCCAGUCUGUUCUUUCCACCAGCACACCCAGCUCAGAGCAGAAAACGGUCGGAAAGAUCAUCAAAUUUGGGACCAACAUUGAUCUGUCAGACCCUAAAAGGUGGAAGCCCCAGCUGCAGGAGCUGCUGAAGCUGCCAGCUUUCAUGCGAGUGGAAUCCAGCAACAACAUGCUCAGUCAUGUCGGUCACACCAUCCUGGGCAUGAACACGGUCCAGCUCUACAUGAAGGUGCCAGGCAGCCGCACGCCAGGUCACCAAGAGAACAACAAUUUCUGCUCCGUCAACAUCAACAUCGGACCUGGUGACUGUGAGUGGUUUGCUGUCCAUGAGCACUACUGGGAAGAUAUCAACAACUUCUGUGAGAAGCAUGGAGUAGACUACCUUACAGGGUCCUGGUGGCCAGUCCUGGAGGACCUCUACAGCUCCAACAUUCCCGUGUACCGCUUCAUUCAGAGGCCAGGCGACCUGGUGUGGAUUAAUGCAGGAACUGUGCACUGGGUCCAGGCAGUGGGCUGGUGCAACAACAUCGCCUGGAACGUGGGACCACUCAACUCGUACCAAUAUCAACUCGCCCUGGAGCGCUUCGAGUGGAACGAGGUGAAGAAGGUUAAGUCAAUCGUUCCCAUGAUCCAUGUUUCCUGGAAUGUGGCUCGCACCAUCAAGAUCACCGAUCAGGAUACCUUCAAGAUGAUCAAAUACUGCCUGAUGCAGUCCAUCAAGCACAUCCAGAUUCUGAGAGACCAGCUGGUGGCUGCAGGGAAGAAGAUCUGUUACCAGAGCCGUGUGAAGGACGAGCCGGCCUACUACUGCAAUGAGUGUGACGUGGAGGUGUUUGAUCUGCUGUUUGUGACCAGUGAGAACAGCAGUAAGAAGACCUACGUGGUGCACUGUGAGGACUGUGCCCGAGCUAAGAGCCCGUCUCUGGCAGGAGUGGUGGUGCUGGAACAGUAUCGAAUAGAGGAGCUGAUGAGAACCUACGACAGCUUCACGCUGGCUCCAUCACCCUUUUCAAAGUGACGACUCUUCCCUGGUGUCUUUCAGCCAUAACCAAAACUCUAAUGGCAGCACAAAUGUUGCCUUCGAGGCAAUCUAUUCCUGCAAACACUUUCUGAAUCAGCCAAUCACGUUUACUCGGUAUUGUUUACAUCACAUAAUAAGGUAUGGAUACUCAGCCAAUCCAACUAUAGCUCACUGUCUUCCCCAUACCAGCUGCUGAUUGGACGUGUGUUUUGAAAUAGAAUGACUAGACUGGUACUUCUCAUGAAAAGCAUUUCUGACGUGUACAAAAAAACAAAAACAACAAAAAAAAAAGAAAACACAAUGUGAGCACUGCUAGCACUGAAAAUCAGGUUAUAUGUUUAACGGACACUGCUGUGAUUCAAAAGCGUCAAGUAGCCAGUUCUUUGUAUUAAUUCAGGUACUUUUAUGCAAAUUCAGUAGAACUUUUUUACACCAAUCUAGUUAUUCUAUAUGUCCAUGAAUUUGCUGUGAUUCUAUCGUACCAGCAGGGGAAUUGCUUCACAGGAGAAGUAGCUGAUUGUCACAUUUGGCAUCGUAUUGGUUUCUGUUUUUGUUUGUUAUUCAGGUAAACUCUGACAUUUGUAACUCCUGUCUGUAAACUCUUUGAGGUGCUAUUCCAAUGUUAUUUAUUCUCGUUAGAUACUUAAAAAGUUUUACCAGCCUAGAAGUACACCACAUUGGCCUUGUGAACUGUAUUUAGAGGAGAGGUAAUUAGAGGAUUAAACUCACACAAAUAAGGUUUUAUGUAAGUAUAAAAAAACAAAUCAAAAACUUUUAUCAGUUUCUCUAAAAUACGGGUUUACUAGAGGACUAAUAUGGUUUUAUUCUUAGUUGGAAAUCAAGUAUGUAGAUGGAAAAUGAGUUUUUUUUUAUUUGUUUUUUCACAAGUCCAGCUAUAUAGUUGUUGCUGUGCUUACUAUGAUACACCCAGAAAACAGACAUUGUGUUGUUUUUAUUUUUGAAAUGGGAAAACAAUCUCAGUUUUAUACCUCUUUUGUUGCUACGUUCUUGUUUCUAGAUGACAGAGAAAAUUAAUAAUUGUAAAUUGUGAAUGAAUUUACGGGAUACACAGUGGUGUGCAUAGACGCUGUAUGAGGUGGGGGUCACUAUAGUUGUUUGUGUCAGUGAAGUGCCCAUUGCAGUCUGCAAAAAGUAAUAUAUAUAUGUAUAUAUAUAUAUACAUAUAUAUACUGUAUAUGUCCAAAGAGACACACAAUCAUAAUCUUCUAAUGCAAAAGCCGACGAGGGCAGACAGAUGAUCAGACUGCAGGGCGCUUCAGUGUUUCCAUUCUGCUCCACACAUCUGUCCAUCAGGCUGAGCUCCGUGCACUGUCACCGGGUUUCAUACACUGUACUUCCAGUUACACCUGUGGAAGAGCACAUGAACUGAGACAUGACAAAAAAAAGCCCAGUUUUUGUUUUUAAAUUUCUUUUUUCCAUCAUUUAGACCAUCCUUCAAAACAAAAGCUCUCAUUAUGUUGACGCAACAUAGUCCGAACUUUGGCUUUAAAUUCCAAAGUUUUGUAUAUUUAUUGUGUCAGUGACAUGUGAAUUUGAUG
Molecule: messenger RNA, 5234 nt
Organism: Seriola dumerili (greater amberjack)
Lineage: Eukaryota; Metazoa; Chordata; Actinopteri; Carangiformes; Carangidae
Product: lysine-specific demethylase 6B-like
Exons: 20
Coding region: 1-3672 (1223 amino acids)
Biological process (GO): heart development; regulation of gene expression
Cellular component (GO): MLL3/4 complex
Molecular function (GO): chromatin DNA binding; RNA polymerase II cis-regulatory region sequence-specific DNA binding; histone H3K27me2/H3K27me3 demethylase activity
Source: RefSeq, a predicted model, not a curated record